Molecule: messenger RNA, 1965 nt
Organism: Bufo bufo (common toad)
Lineage: Eukaryota; Metazoa; Chordata; Amphibia; Anura; Bufonidae
Gene: TERF2
Product: telomeric repeat binding factor 2
Exons: 10
Coding region: 19-1491 (490 amino acids)
Biological process (GO): negative regulation of telomere maintenance via recombination; negative regulation of telomeric D-loop disassembly; telomeric loop formation
Cellular component (GO): chromosome, telomeric region; nucleus; shelterin complex
Molecular function (GO): protein homodimerization activity; telomerase activity; G-rich strand telomeric DNA binding
Source: RefSeq, a predicted model, not a curated record
CGAAUUUUGGAGAACAGAAUGGAGGGGAGCUCUGACGACUGUGGCCCGUGGGCUCUGGAGCCUGUGGUAAACCAGUGGGUGCUGGAAUACUUCUUCCAGCUUUACGCGGAUGCCUUCAAGAACCGCCGUAAUGAGGAUUUCGUCCAGAUACGGGAUAUCGUGUCAAUAUUAAUGCAGCGACGUCUGAAGUCCGUGGAGCAGAACUCCCAGGUUCUACGUAUAAUGCAGCUCCUGUCCUGUGUUGAAGAAGGAGGGGAUCUCGAUUGUAGGUUUGAUGAAAACGAGAACGAGACGCCGCUCGAAACGGCUGUUGGAAUAUUGGACUCAAUGAACCAGGAGAAGACCUUUCCUGCUGAUCUCAUCAAUACAAAUCAGCAAAUGCUUAAAGAGGCAGCGGUGGUUGCCUGUAUACAGAAGCAGCAGUUCAGCAGAGCCAAGAGCGUCCUCAAGAAGCACAUUGCGAACACCAGAAAUACAAGACAGCUGCGGGCAGAUCUGAUGCAUAUCAUCCAGGAGCGGAACAUAAAACAUCCAUUGAUUGCCAAUUUUUCCUUGUCUACAAUCAAAGACAAGGUUUACGAUAUGUUUGAGAGCCAGAUUCAGAAUAUUCCAUCCUUCUUGCUGACUCUUGCACAGAAAGAACCUGCAGAUUUAAAUGGGAAGUGCAAGGAACAUCUCGCCUCCGAUAAGCAGCCUGAGCAGAGUUUGGGAAACGUUUUGUCUUUAGAGGAAGAUUCCUUGACACCAGAUCUUGAGUCUCGGAUCUUGGUGUCCCAGAGCAGUGAUGUCACCAGUUCAGCAAAGGACAUUGGGUCAGAAGUAGACUGUGGUCCUACUUAUAGCCUGUCUGCUAUGAGAUCUAAGUUCUUAUUACUCUGUCAAGAUGACAACCCUGAUGUUAAAUUCAGACACCUUUGUGAGACAGACUUCUGUAGGGAAACCGCCUAUCUGCCAAGUGUCUCUAAUAACACGCAAAACAGUAAGAGCCACCGUGCUUGCUCCCCCAGAGAGGAGGCUUCAGUCCUAAAUGAGAAGGUACAGGGGAAAUGCUUGACUCUCCACCAGUUGGUCAUGGACCAGGACAGUCAAGUGGAAAGUGAAGAGGAAGAGAAACCUAAGGAGGAGAGUCCGAAGCCGCCCCAGCAACAGAAGCGCAGCAGUGCCGCCAUCCGAAGACUGUUCAACUCGCCCGCCACACACAAAAGAAGGAAAACAGCUCGAGUCUCGGAAAAGGAAAGUGUUGUGGAAGAGCAGGACACGUGGAGCGACGAGGAUGAUCUGUUCCAGAGAUCUUCAAAAUCUACCAACAGUACAAGCAGUUCUGGUAGGAGGAAGUGGACAAUAGAAGAAACUGAUUGGAUCAAGUCAGGAGUAGAAAAAUAUGGUGAAGGCAAAUGGGCCCAAAUCCUGAAGAACUAUCCUUUCCACCUGCGCACGGCGAUCAUGAUAAAGGACCGGUGGAGGACGAUGAAGAAGCUUUGUCUGGUGUGAGGGAGGCCUGACGGCGGCCACGUUUCGUGGAUCUCCACUUCCUGGUGUUGUGACUGCUGUAACUAUCAGUUCUAUUGUCUCUGGGAGACUGCGCUUCUUACCGUGUGCUGGACACACUCUGUAUUCAUGCCCUGGAAUUACCAGUCAUUGGGGGCCACAGUUCUAACAUGAUGUAGAUCCUGCUAUAUACCCUGUCUGACUGGGGGGGUCCGGCAGAUGUCACCGUAGCCAUAAAAAAUGACCUGUUCCUAUGUUAUCCAUGUUUUUAUGUUCAGACUUCUGGGAAAGCCUUGUGUAACACGCAGUUUGUCACGCAGCUUUCCUGGCGUACUCGUGGUGAGCGUCUGCCCGGCUAAGCAGCUGGUGAAUAUACUUCUACGUAUCUGGGUGGAAUUGCCAACGUACUUUAAAGGGGUUAUCCAAGACUAAUAAAUGCCAUCCCCCCAUAUGCCUGGGCCCCGCACAAUGAAUAUA